AUGAAAUCCGUGCUGGAGGCUUGUUCCCUAAAAUCAAGUAGCUGUGCGCACCACUACUGGAGCACUACGGAGAGCAGCAGCGGGUGUCCCAGCGGGUGCUGGGAAGGGAAGGCUGCAGGUCAGCGCCCCGCUGCCCCUGCCCGGGUGCAGGGAAGGGCUGCAGCUCCGGCCCCUGCGCACCCCGAGCGGAGAUGCUGCGGCCCUGCUGACCCCUGGGGCGGCAGACGCGGGGGAGGGCCCCGCUGCCCCACGGGGCCGGCGCUGCGGGCUCAGCGGCGGCCAGCGCCCCUCGGAGACGCCGCCUCGGGCGCGGCCGUGCCGGCGGAGGGUCGGGCGGCUCUGCUCCGCUCCGCGCUGGAGCAUGUCAAUGCCCGUCUUCUUGAGCUGUACCCUGAUGAUGAAGAACGAUUUGAUAUUGUUCUGAUGACUAAUAACCAUGCCCAAGUGGGAGUAAGACUCAUAAACAGCAUCAAUCACUAUGGCUUAACAAUUGAACGCUUCUGUAUGACGGGAGGAAAAAGCCCUAUUGGUUACCUGACUGCGUACCUUACGAACUUGUACCUCUCAGCAGACUCGGAAAAAGUGCAAGAAGCUAUAGAAGCAGGCAUCGCAUCAGCUACGAUGUUCACUGCCAACAAAGAUGUUGCUUACUCGGAUACACAGUUGAGGGUGGCAUUCGAUGGGGAUGCAGUUCUCUUUUCUGAUGAAUCAGAACAGAUUGUAAAAGAGCAAGGAUUAGACAGAUUUUUUGAACAUGAACAGCUGAAUGAAAACAAGCCUCUUGCACAGGGUCCUUUGAAAGGUUUUCUGGAAGACCUAGGGAAACUCCAGAAGAAGUUCUAUGCAAAAAAUGAACGAUUAAAUUGUCCCAUAAGGACCUUCCUGGUCACAGCCAGAAGUGCGGCGAGCUCUGGAGCCAGAGUGCUGAAGACUCUUCGUAGCUGGGGUCUGGAGAUUGAUGAGGCACUUUUCCUAGCAGGAGCUCCUAAAGGACCGAUCCUGGUGAAAAUCCGCCCUCACAUUUUCUUUGACGACCAGAUGUUUCACAUCGAAGGAGCACAGAAAUUAGGCACCAUAGCUGCGCAUGUUCCCUAUGGCAUUGCUCAAAAAUACCACAAAUCUGCAUGACUGGAUAGCACUGUUAACGAUAAGGUUCUUAACUCAGCCAGCCUCUAAUACACCAAUAGUUAUGUCUGAAAACCUCUACGUUUGUGUAUUGUAAGCACUAUGUUUAAAGAUUUAACUUCUGGCUAGAACAGCCUUUAAAGGAAAUAUUUUUAAUAUAGGUAAAUUUUUAACAGAGUUAUUUUAAUAGCAUUCUUAAGCACUUUAGGUUUUUUACCCAUCUGGAUCUAGCACUCUGUCUUUGAUAUUAGGAAAAGAUUUGUACUGCUUUUAUAGCUUGAGAUAUAUUUUGAGAGACAGAGAGAACAGUUAUAUUUUCUCUAAAAAACUAUUGACGGGUUAUUUAUAGCAAAAAUCAUGCUGCAAUGCUAGUCCUUGAUGGUUGUUUCUGAAA
Molecule: messenger RNA, 1519 nt
Organism: Nipponia nippon (crested ibis)
Lineage: Eukaryota; Metazoa; Chordata; Aves; Pelecaniformes; Threskiornithidae
Source: RefSeq, a predicted model, not a curated record